This is a messenger RNA of Globicephala melas (long-finned pilot whale), 4041 nucleotides long. It is a transcript of the gene PRPF39, whose product is annotated as pre-mRNA processing factor 39. The record is from RefSeq and is a predicted model, not a curated record. Gene Ontology annotation, molecular function: protein binding; pre-mRNA 5'-splice site binding. Gene Ontology annotation, cellular component: U2-type prespliceosome; commitment complex; U1 snRNP. NCBI's taxonomy places the organism in Eukaryota, Metazoa, Chordata, Mammalia, Artiodactyla, Delphinidae. Gene Ontology annotation, biological process: RNA processing; mRNA 5'-splice site recognition.
UUGCUUCAGUAUGUAGAACAGGAGAAUCACUUGAUGGCUGCCAGGAAAGCGUUUGACAAAUUUUUCAUACACUAUCCGUAUUGCUAUGGUUAUUGGAAAAAGUAUGCAGACCUCGAAAAGCGGCAUGACAACAUUAAACAAUCAGAUGAGGUGCGUACAUUACUGAAUAAAGUUAUCUCCAUUAGGUACUGUAAGCCAAAUAAUAACAAAACAGAGACUUUUUUUGGCUGGCAGUACCUACGAUUUAUGGUCAAACAAUUUUAUAGGGUAUUUUAUUUGCAUUUGUCACUCUUGUGGCAUUUGUAGCUAAUAUUUUCUCUCUUUGUUGGCAGGUGCGUUAAACCUCUACAGUUUGUCAAGCUUUGCAGUGCAAGCCUCUGUAUUACACUGCAGCUUAACAAGUAGGGCAGGGCUUUUCUCUCACUUACAUUUAUUUCUCAUUUUCCAAACAAUAUAGUUGGUUUGCUAGUCACAUUUGCUACGUCUUAUUGCAUUUUUGGUCAGACGCUGUCAUUGAUGCUCUAAUGGGUCUGUGCCCUAUGGUCUGUAACCCAAAGCCUGCCCACACAACCCGGUCAGAAUGCAGGGACUGCUGCGCUUUGAAGAUCAAGACUCUGCACGUGGGGAUCAGAACAUUGCCAUGUUCUAUCCAACCUCCACCCAAAUGGUGUAUCGCCGGGGGCUUCAGGCAAUACCUCUUAGUGUUGACCUUUGGAUACAUUAUAUAAACUUCUUAAAAGAAACAUUGGACCCUGGUGAUCCUGAGACAAACAGUACAAUAAGAGGAACUUUUGAGCAUGCUGUUCUAGCUGCAGGAACAGAUUUCCGAUCUGACAGACUCUGGGAAAUGUAUAUAAACUGGGAAAAUGAACAGGGAAACCUGAGAGAAGUUACAGCUAUAUACGAUCGUAUUCUUGGUAUUCCAACACAGCUGUACAGUCAUCAUUUUCAGAGAUUUAAAGAACAUAUACAGAAUAACUUACCUAGAGAUCUUCUAACUGGUGAACAGUUUAUUCAGCUGCGAAGGGAAUUAGCUUCUGUAAAUGGGCAUAGUGGUGAUGAUGGUCCUCCUGGUGAUGAUCUACCAUCAGGAAUUGAAGACAUAACUGAUCCAGCAAAGCUAAUUACUGAAAUAGAAAACAUGAGACAUAGAAUCAUUGAAAUUCAUCAAGAAAUGUUUAAUUAUAAUGAGCAUGAAGUUAGUAAAAGAUGGACAUUUGAAGAAGGUAUUAAAAGACCUUAUUUUCAUGUGAAACCAUUGGAAAAGGCACAACUGAAAAACUGGAAAGAAUACUUAGAAUUUGAAAUUGAAAAUGGGACUCAUGAACGAGUUGUGGUUCUCUUUGAAAGAUGUGUCAUAUCAUGUGCCCUCUAUGAGGAGUUUUGGAUUAAGUAUGCCAAGUAUAUGGAAAAUCAUAGCAUUGAAGGAGUGAGGCAUGUCUUCAGCAGAGCUUGCACAAUUCAUCUCCCAAAGAAACCCAUGGUGCAUAUGCUUUGGGCAGCUUUUGAGGAACAGCAGGGUAAUAUUAAUGAAGCCAGGAAUAUCUUGAGAACAUUUGAAGAAUGUGUUCUAGGAUUGGCAAUGGUUCGUUUGAGAAGAGUAAGUUUAGAACGACGGCUUGGAAAUAUGGAAGAAGCUGAACGUUUGCUUCAGGAAGCUAUUAAAAAUGCCAAAUCAAAUAAUGAAUCAUCAUUUUAUGCUAUCAAACUAGCCCGACAUCUUUUCAAAAUACAAAAAAACCUUCCAAAAUCAAGAAAGGUGCUUUUGGAAGCUAUUGAAAGAGACAAAGAGAACACAAAGUUAUACCUCAAUUUACUUGAAAUGGAAUAUAGUGGUGACCUCAAACAAAAUGAAGAAAAUAUCCUAAAUUGUUUUGACAAAGCUAUACAUGGUUCAUUACCUAUGAAAAUGAGAAUUACAUUUUCUCAGAGAAAAGUGGAAUUUCUUGAAGAUUUUGGUUCAGAUGUUAAUAAGCUUCUGAAUGCUUAUGAUGAACAUCAAACACUCCUAAAAGAACAGGAUUCUUUAAAAAGGAAAGCAGAAAACGGAUCAGAAGAACCAGAGGAAAAGAAAGCACACACAGAAGAUACAACUUCAUCAUCUACGCAGAUGAUUGAUGGUGAUUUACAGGCAAAUCAAGCUGCUUAUAAUUAUAGUGCCUGGUAUCAAUACAAUUAUCAGAAUCCUUGGAAUUAUGGACAGUAUUAUCCUCCCCCUCCAACCUGAUGGGAAAAUUAAAUAUCAGAUGGAGUGUGUGAAAAGUUCGAAAUUAUUUUUUUUUAAUGAGGGAUGUAAACAUAGCAUAAGCUUGUUGUAUUUGAUAACUUGUCUUCCCUGUUUCUGUGUAACAUGAUUUGUUCAGUAAUAGGGGAAAAUGUCACUUAGUAGCUUACCACAGAUACUAUUUCCUACCAUUUAUAAAAUUUACUUUUUAUUGGAGAACUAUUUUUUUGAUUUUUGCAUUAAGUGGUCUAGAAUUCUUUUGCAAUGCAUUUGCAAUAGAGUUUUGUAGCCUUAAGGGUAGGGAAAAAAAACUGACUGCAAAUCAUGUCAGUGUAGUACAAGGUUCUGAAAAUACAUAAGGGCUGGUUAUUAAGGAUUUACCUCCUCCUUAAAAAAAAAAAUGGCUUUUUAACCUUUGCUGACAAGAUAUUGUCUGUGUGGUUCAAUUAUCGUUGUGAAUUUGGAUCAAACAGCAGAAGAUACUUAUUAAAAUACUGUCUUGGAAUAGAGAUUAUAAAUGAGGAAAUGGAAUGUUUGCAUCCCUUUAAAAAAAUGAAAAUCAUAUCAAAACUUGUUUCAGGAGACUUUGUAUUUGGAAUAUUCAUGUUAAAACUUGUGAGCAAGCUUUCAUUUUGAUCAAACUGAUCAUCUUCGUUUUUGUAAUAAAACUGAAGAUUCAUCCAAUAAUUGUUACGAAUUUGUUGAGGGGGGGAAAUCACCUAAUAAUAUUAACUUUAUAUUCACCAGUAUUAGUGGUUUAUUGGUUUUGAAGUAUACUUUUCUUGAAUUCAUCUAUUGCUGACAAUUUAUUAGACCUUUUAGCCUUUUGCUUCCUCUCAAUCUCUAUGCUUUUGCCUUCCUUAUACACAAAUAUUUAAAGAUUUUAAGAUGAUUGUCUCUGGCAAAGCUGUCCAGACAAUUUUACUGUUACUCGCAGGUUUGACAAAGUCUUAGUACUGGUUAACCUAAUCAGAACAUGAAUAUAUUUACACAACACAAAUCAAGACAUAGGAUAAAUUUUUAUUGAGCCUUUUAGUUUACAACAUGAGGUAAAAGGCAAGUCAGUUCUCUUUAAGUGAUAUUCUACACAGCUGUAGUAAAAUAUUUUAAACUUCAAGGAUUUAUAAUGGAUUACAUUUCUUAGAAGUUGGGGAUCAAGUAAACAAGUUCUAACUUAACUUCUUGAAUUUUCCAGUUGACUCUUCCCUUAAAAUAGUAACCAGUUCUAAUGAGACACCUAAGUUUCUUCAAGGCUGUGUUUUAUUGUUGCUGAUGCCUUUACUAUUUCAGUCAAUAUCCACUAAUUCCACUUCAAAAAUAAGUUUUGCAUUUGGUGGAAUUCUGUUGAAGAAGUCAAGGUAAAUUUGAUAAAACUUGCCUCUCCCCUUAUUCCCCUUAGUGUAAAUUAGAAUUAUGGGACUUCUCCGGUGGUGCAGUGCUUAAGAAUCCGCCUGCCAAUGCAGGGAACAUGGGUUGGAGCCCUGGUCUGGGAAGAUCCCACAUGCUGCGGAGCAACUACGCCUGUGCACCACAACUACUGAGCCUGUGCUCCCGCGAGCCACAACUGCUGAGCCCAUGCACCACAACUACUGAAGCCCACAUGUCUAGAGCCCAUGACCUAGAGCCCCCACCACAACGAACAGCAGCCCCUGCUUGCGGCAACUUGAGAAACCCCACGCACAGCAACGAAGACCCAACGCAGCCCAAAAUAAACAAAUUUAUAAAAAUAAAUAAAAUUAAAAUUAUGUGUAUUGGAUACUGGUAAUUAACUCCAAAGGGAGGGCUUUAUAGUUGACUCAGGGGCUAGUACAUAGGAA